Molecule: messenger RNA, 2493 nt
Organism: Eimeria acervulina
Lineage: Eukaryota; Apicomplexa; Conoidasida; Eucoccidiorida; Eimeriidae
Exons: 4
Coding region: 1-2493 (830 amino acids)
Cellular component (GO): nucleus
Source: RefSeq, a predicted model, not a curated record
AUGAGCAGAAGCGGAAGCAGCAGCUGCAGCACUUGCAGCAGCAGCAGCGGCAGCAGCAGCGGCAGCACCAGCUGCAGGAGCUGCAGUAGCAGCAGAACAGAAGCAACAACGGAGGCUUCAGCUGCUGCAGCAGAGUGUGCAGCUGUUGCUGCCGAUGCUGCUGCUGCAGCAAAGACCGAGCCUCGUGGAGGUGGUGCUGGUUUGCUUUCUCUGAAUGACAAGCUGCUGCUGCUGCUGCUGCAGUGGCUGCCGCUGCGGGAGCAGCAGCAGCUGCUGCUGCUCUCUCGCGGGGUGUACAGACAGCUCUGCACCAUCCCUUUUAUUACUUCAUUUUGCUGCCCCCCAGGCAGCAGCCUGCAGCAGCUAGUGCAGCAGCACAUUCACCAUCCGCUGCUGCUGCAGCAGCAUUUGCUGCUGCAGCAGAAACAGCAGCAUCUGCAGCAACUCAAGUCCCACCUGCAGCAGCAGCAACAGCUGCUCCAGCUACAACACAACCAAAAGCACCAGCAGCAGCAUCAGCAGCAGCAGCAGCAACAGCAGCAGGAGCAGCAGCAACGGCACAGCCCAGUGCAGAAGAGAGUUCUUGAUAGAGAGCAGCAGCAGGAAGAUAGCCCGUGCAGCAAGAGAAAAAGAGACGCAGCGGCUACUGCGGCUGCACCUGCUGCUGCUACUGUUGCACCUGCUGCUGCUGCUGCAGUAAGUGGGGACGGCAGGAACGGCAGCAGCAAAAAAUGUGCAAGCCUUUUUGCUACAGCAGAAGCAGCAGCAGCAGCAGGCGGCGCUGCAAUGUCUGGUGUUGCUGCUGCAGCCCCUGAAGCGCCUUCUGGGGACCAGCAGCAGCAGCAGAAGCAGCAGCAGCAAACACUUCCGCAGCAGCAAGCGCAGCAGCAGCUGGAACAGCAGCAGCAGCAGCAGCAGGAGCAGCAGCAGCAGGAUGGAAUUGAGGUGUAUCUGCAGCGUUGUCCUCUGCUGCAUCGCUUUAUUAAAUGCCGCUCUGUUGAGUUGGCUGUGGGUACCCAUCUGCAGCCUUCACCGCUGCUGCUGCUGCUGCUGCUCUGCUGCAGCAACACGCUGCAGCGGCUGGUUGUGCGGGGCUACGAUGAAGGCAGCUUCAGGUUCCGCAGGCGCAUGCAGCUGCAGCAGCAACAGCUGCAGCAGCAGCAGAACAGGGAGAAGCAGCAGCAGCAGCAGCAGAAAGAGCAGCUACUGCAGCAGCAGCAGCAGGACAAGACAGGCGCUGCCGUCCCCGCAGCAACGCCUACCACUGACGUGGUGCGCAGCAGCGACAGUAACAGCAGCAACAGCAGCAACAGCAACGGCAGCCCCAGCAGCACAAACAGCAACGGCAGCUCCGGCAGCAGCACCAACUGCAGCGGCGGCUGCAGCAUUAGCAGCAACAGCAACGGCAACACCAACAACAACAACAACAACAGCAGCAGCAGCAGCAGCAGCAACGCAUCUGGAAGUGCGGUAUGUUCUGCUGCUGCAGCAUUACCUGAGUGUUGGCGAUCUACGAAGCUGUGGGUGCCAGCAGCAGCAAUGGAGGCUUUGCUGCUGCGCUGCAGCAGCAAACUUGAGCAGCUGCUGCUGGACUUGUCUCUUCGUCGAGGGUUUGGGCUGUCUCCUUUUGCUGAGCUGCACCUUCACUUUAAUUUGCAUGCGCUUAAAGAAGUUGAAUUAGUUAAUAUAACCAGACAUAACUUCAGCUGCGGGGUUUGUUCGUUGCCUUCGCUGCAAGUGCUGCGGCUCCACUGGGCGGACGUCUGCCCCAAACAGCACAAACUAGGGCUGCUGCUGCGGGGCUGCCCUUCUUUGCGGUGGCUGUGCGUGCAUGCAGACUGCGACGAUGAUGAGGCGGUGGUGCAGGUUACUUCUUUGUUUGCUGCUGCGCUGCAGCAGCUGCUGCAGCAGAAGCAGCAGCAGCAGCAGCAGCAGCAGCAAGAACAGCAGACGAGAGGAGCAGCGCCGCCGCGCUGCUUGAUGACGGACGCAGCAGCAGAAGCAGCAGCAAAAGCUGUUGCUGCUGCAGCAGAAGAAGAAGGCCUCAUGCCUCUCCCGCUGCUGCAGCAGCUGCAGCUUCCGCUGCUGCCAGCAGCAGCAGUGCCGCUGCUACGUGCUGCAGCACCAAACCUGCGGGUGCUGCGCCUGGUGCAUGCAGACAGUCACAGGACGAGAAGGGGUCUGCUGCCGCUGCAGCUUGCAGCGCAGCAGCUGCAGCAGCUGCAGCAAAUUGUAUUUCCGUCACCUGUAGAAUUUGCUCCUGUGGGGAUGCUGCCCAGAAGUCCUGCUGCAGCAGCAGCAGGAGCUGCUGCUGCUGCUUCAGAUGACAAUGCAGAGGGCGAUGAGCCUCCGCUGCGUGGCGCAGCAGCAGACGCAGCAGCUGCAGCUGUAGCAGCUGCAGCAGCAGCAGCAGCAGCAACGGAUACCGAUGCAUCUGCUGGUGUCCUGCUGCUUCAGGGCCCCAUCUCCGACUUCUUCAUUCGAUGCAGAUAA